AUAUCAUAUGCACCGAAAAGCACCCUUUUAUCACAUCUCUCCCAUCCUCACUUUUCACAGCCAAGGAAAAAGCCUACAUUUUUCCUUUUUUCCAUCAUUUUCAAUACUUUGAGGUGGUCAAACUUCAAUACAAGCAAAAGGGUUGUUUUCUCACUUACUUAGUCAUCCAAUGCCUCAGUCAUCUUGAAGUUUCUUGAAUUUAUUUUUGUGGGUUUUGAAGCUUCGUAUGCCUACAAGCCUAUAACCACCUCUCCUUGGGGCUAGAUUGCCAUAAGCACUGUCCAUAGUAACUAUGGAAGAGACGUUUGUGCCACUUCGUGGAAUCAAGAAUGAUCUUCAUGGGAGGCUCAUGUGUUACAAGCAAGACUGGACUGGUGGUUUCAAGGCAGGCUUCAGGAUUUUGGCCCCUACCACAUAUAUAUUCUUCGCGUCAGCAAUCCCAGUUAUUUCAUUUGGGGAACAGUUGGAAAGAGAUACAGAUGGAGUUCUAACAGCAGUUCAAACAUUAGCUUCCACGGCAUUGUGUGGAAUUAUUCACUCAAUCGCAGGAGGUCAGCCUUUGCUGAUUCUUGGAGUUGCAGAGCCAACUGUAAUUAUGUAUACAUUUAUGUUCAAUUUUGCUAAAGAUCGGCCAGAUUUGGGAUCAAAGCUCUUUCUAGCUUGGACUGGAUGGGUAUGUGUGUGGACUGCGAUAUUGCUGUUCCUGCUGGCUAUCUUAGGGGCUUGCUCCAUUAUUAAUAGGUUUACUCGUAUAGCAGGGGAAUUGUUUGGCCUUCUUAUCGCAAUGCUGUUCAUGCAAGAAGCUAUAAAAGGACUUGUCAAUGAAUUUCGCAUACCUGAAAGAGAAAGUCCAAAGUUAAUUGAGUUUCAGCCUUCAUGGAGAUUUGCAAAUGGAAUGUUUGCUUUGGUUCUGUCAUUUGGUCUUCUGCUUACAGCAUUAAAAAGCAGAAAAGCAAGAUCCUGGCGGUAUGGGUCUGGGGGGCUGCGAGGCUUCAUAGCAGAUUAUGGUGUGCCAUUGAUGGUCCUAGUUUGGACAGCUGUUUCCUAUAUACCAUAUAAAAGUAUUCCAAAUGGAAUCCCAAGACGCCUCUUCAGUCCAAAUCCAUGGUCACCUGGUGCAUACGAGAAUUGGACUGUCAUUAAGGACAUGCUAAAUGUGCCAGUUCUCUAUAUAAUUGGGGCUUUCAUCCCGGCAACGAUGAUUGCAGUGCUCUACUACUUUGAUCACAGUGUGGCUUCUCAACUAGCUCAGCAGAAAGAAUUCAAUUUGAGAAAACCCCCUUCUUUCCAUUAUGAUUUACUUCUUUUGGGGUUCAUGGUCAUAUUGUGUGGUCUCGUAGGGAUCCCUCCAUCAAAUGGGGUUAUUCCACAGUCUCCAAUGCAUACUAAGUGUCUGGCUACGCUGAAGCACCAGUUACUUCAUAAUCGACUUGUAGCAACAGCACGCAAGUGCAUGAGAAAGAAUGCAAGCUUGGGAGAAGUGUAUGGAAGCAUGCAAGAAGCCUAUCAACAGAUGCAGACUCCAUUAACUUACCAGGAACCUUCAGCUAGGCAGGGACUAAAUGAAUUGAAAAACUCAACAAUUCAAAUGGCUUCAAGCACGGGGUGCAUAGAUGCCCCGGUUGAUGAGAGCAUGUUUGAUGUUGAGAAAGAAAUUGAUGAUUUAAUACCUGUUGAGGUGAAAGAACAACGGCUCAGUAACCUGCUUCAAGCUAUAAUGGUAGGAGGUUGCGUUGCAGCCAUGCCUUUCCUUAAGAAGAUCCCAACCUCAGUACUCUGGGGCUAUUUUGCCUUCAUGGCCACUGAAAGCCUACCUGGCAACCAGUUCUGGGAAAGGAUCUUAUUGCUCUUCACGGCUCCAAGCCGAAGAUACAAAGUUCUGGAGGAGCACCAUGCCACUUUUGUGGAAACUGUACCUUUCAAGGCAAUUGCAAUGUUUACUCUCUUCCAGACGGCUUAUCUGCUUCUUUGUUUUGGGGUUACAUGGGUUCCAAUUGCUGGGGUUCUGUUCCCUUUAAUGAUUAUGCUUUUGGUUCCUGUGAGGCAAUACAUUUUGCCCAAGUUUUUCAAAGCAGCACACCUUCAAGAUUUAGACGCUGCAGAUUAUGAAGAGGCACCAGCUUUAUCAUUCAACCUAGCAACACAGGAGAGGGAGAUGGGUCGGACAGCUUCUUUUGCACGUGAUGGGGAGAUUCUAGACGGGAUAAUUACACGUAGUCGAGGUGAGAUUAGACGGACGUGCAGUCUCAAGGUAACAAGCUGCACUGCAACAUCAUCCAAAGAAUUUAGAAGUCUUAGAAGUUUUCAGAACCCACGGCCAUCAGAAAAAGUAUACAGUCCUCGCAUAAGUGAACUUAGAGGGGAUCAAAGCCCUCGGCUUGAUGGGAGAGGGCCAUUUAGUCCAAGGACUGGAGAACCAAGACAGUCUAAUUUAGGUAAAAGUGGUUAGCAACAAUCGGCUGUGUUUCUAUUGUCAGGUUGCUAAAAGCAGGUACUGGCAGUGAUGAGGUAACGAACAUGAAAGAAGUUUGCAAUGACCAUCCUCCUGCCUUUUUUGUUUGUUUGUUGUUGUGGUAAUUCUUCAUCUGGGGUAUUAUAUUCUGCCUUUGUAAAAUUUAUUAAAGCGGAGAAAUUUCCAACUACGAGUUCUAUGAAUACAAUACUAAGUUCCAUUUGUUA
Messenger RNA from Corylus avellana, 2679 nucleotides. Its product is annotated as putative boron transporter 2. Gene Ontology annotation, biological process: monoatomic anion transport; transmembrane transport; monoatomic ion homeostasis. Lineage: Eukaryota; Viridiplantae; Streptophyta; Magnoliopsida; Fagales; Betulaceae. Gene Ontology annotation, molecular function: solute:inorganic anion antiporter activity. Gene Ontology annotation, cellular component: plasma membrane. The record is from RefSeq and is a predicted model, not a curated record.